This is a messenger RNA of Zingiber officinale, 2146 nucleotides long. Its product is annotated as chaperonin CPN60-2, mitochondrial-like. The record is from RefSeq and is a predicted model, not a curated record. The transcript has 18 exons. Gene Ontology annotation, molecular function: ATP-dependent protein folding chaperone; ATP binding. Gene Ontology annotation, cellular component: cytosol; mitochondrion. Bases 210 to 1940 code for a protein of 576 amino acids. Gene Ontology annotation, biological process: protein refolding. NCBI's taxonomy places the organism in Eukaryota, Viridiplantae, Streptophyta, Magnoliopsida, Zingiberales, Zingiberaceae.
AAAGUCCGAAACCCUAAACCCUAGCGAAGACGCACACCGCACCUACUGGGUUCUUCGAGUCUCGAAGGUUCGUCUCCUCCCCGCCCACCGCCGUCGUCUUCCCUUCCCCUCUAUUUAAUCCUCAGAAAGCUGCUCUUCCACUUGUUCUUCUCCACGGAAUUAUCGGAUACUGCCGAUAGGCCUAUUUUUGUUCGCUCCUCGAUCCGACCAUGUAUCGCGUCGUUGCCUCCCUCGCAUCCAAGGCUAGGGUUACCGGAGGUAACAGCAGCCGCCAGAUUGGAAGUAGACUUCGUUGGAGUAGAAACUAUGCCGCGAAAGAUAUCAGAUUCGGUGUGGAUGCGCGUGCUUUGAUGCUCAAGGGUGUGGAAGAUCUUGCAGAUGCGGUGAAGGUGACUAUGGGCCCAAAGGGACGAAAUGUUGUUAUUGAGCAAAGCUUUGGCGCACCCAAAGUGACAAAAGAUGGCGUAACAGUAGCAAAGAGCAUUGAAUUCAAGGAUAAAAUAAAAAAUGUGGGUGCCAGCCUUGUGAAGCAAGUCGCCAACGCAACCAAUGAUGUUGCUGGUGAUGGAACAACUUGUGCUACGAUUCUUACAAGAGCAAUAUUUGCUGAAGGAUGCAAGUCAGUAGCAGCUGGAAUGAAUGCAAUGGACUUGAGACGUGGUAUCACCAUGGCAGUUGAUGCUGUUGUGACUAACUUGAAAGCCAGAGCAAAGUUGAUUAGCACAUCAGAGGAGAUAGCUCAGGUUGGCACAAUAUCAGCCAAUGGAGAAAGGGAAAUCGGGGAACUAAUUGCAAAAGCUAUGGAGAAAGUUGGCAGAGAGGGAGUUAUCACAGUCUCAGAUGGGAAAACUCUCUGUGAUGAACUGGAAGUUGUUGAAGGAAUGAAACUUGACAGAGGAUACAUAUCACCAUAUUUCAUUACUGACCACAAGAACCAAAAAUGUGAACUUGAAGAUCCUCUUAUUUUGAUACAUGAGAAGAAGAUCUCAAACAUCAAUGCAGUAGUUAAGGUGUUAGAAUUGGCAUUGAAGAAACAAAAACCUUUGCUAAUUGUCGCUGAAGAUGUAGAAAGUGAUGCUCUUGCAACUUUGAUUCUUAAUAAGAUUCGUGCUGGAAUCAAGGUUUGUGCGGUUAAGGCCCCUGGUUUUGGGGAGAACAGGAAAGCCAGUUUGCAUGAUCUUGCCACACUCACAGGGGGAUCUGUCAUAACGGAAGAACUUGGCAUGAAUCUUGAGAAAGUGGAACUUGAAAUGCUUGGAGCUUGCAAAAAGGUGACAAUCUCAAAAGAUGACACUGUGAUUCUACAUGGUUUGGGUGACAAACAGGCUAUUGAAGAGAGAUCCCAGCAGAUACGAUCUGCCAUUGAAUUGAGCACUUCGGAUUAUGACAAAGAAAAGUUACAAGAGAGGUUGGCUAAACUUUCUGGUGGAGUUGCUGUCCUUAAGAUUGGAGGGGCUAGUGAAUUGGAAGUUGGUGAGAAAAAGGACAGGGUGACAGAUGCUCUUAACGCCACAAAAGCUGCUGUCGAAGAGGGCAUUGUACCAGGUGGUGGCGUUGCGCUUCUUUAUGCAUCUAAGGACCUGGAUAAGUUGCCGACAGCCAACUUCGACCAGAAGAUUGGCGUCCAAAUAAUUCAGAACGCCUUAAAGUCUCCAGUACAUACAAUUGCUUCCAAUGCUGGAGCAGAGGGAGCGGUGGUCGUCGGCAAGCUUUUAGAACAAGAUAACGUCGACCUUGGUUAUGAUGCAGCCAAAGGUGAUUAUGUCGACAUGGUGAAAGCCGGCAUAAUUGAUCCCUUGAAGGUUAUCAGAACUGCUUUAGUAGAUGCUGCAAGCGUUUCUUCAUUGUUGACUACUACGGAAGCUGUAGUCGUCGAACUGCCAAAGGAUGAGAAGGAUGAUGCUGCUGCGGGCGCGGGCAUGGGCGGAAUGCCAUACUAAUUUCGUCCAAGUAUGCAAUUUCAUUAGAUUGUCGAGUCAGGAUUUGUGUCAUAUUGCAUGGCAGCUUUCUUUGUGAUAGUAGUCGAGGCUAGUGUUAACGCUGAAAGCCAGUGAGUCGAGUGUCUCUUGUCGCUGCCAAAUUAUUCUGUUUCAAAAUGAUUAUUACCAUUGCAAUAAUGGAAGACAAAAAUAUAGACGUCAUUUAA